Messenger RNA from Saprolegnia diclina VS20, 366 nucleotides. RefSeq lists its product as hypothetical. Gene Ontology annotation, biological process: regulation of actin filament polymerization; Arp2/3 complex-mediated actin nucleation. The record is from RefSeq and is a predicted model, not a curated record. The coding region runs from base 1 to 366 and encodes 121 amino acids. Gene Ontology annotation, molecular function: actin filament binding. Lineage: Eukaryota; Oomycota; Saprolegniomycetes; Saprolegniales; Saprolegniaceae. Gene Ontology annotation, cellular component: Arp2/3 protein complex; cytoplasm; actin cytoskeleton. The transcript has a single exon.
AUGAGCGACGACGCCGAGGUCCGCGCCCGCGCCAGCCGCGUCCAGCAGCUGAUCCUGCAGAAGAAGUUUGUCGAGGCCGUGUCGACCUCGCUGGAGAACCCGCCCGUGAACGCGCCGGACGAGGCCACGCGCGUCGCCAACGCCCAGACUGUCUUUAGCGCGCUGCUUGCUUGCUCCAAGGCCGACAUUGCGCGCACCGUGCAGGAGCUCACGCCCGACUUGGAAGACAACUUGAUGAAGUACGUGUACAAGGGCCUCUCGGUGCCCCAGAACAACUCGGUCUUUCUCGAGUGGCAUGGCCAGCUCGCAGCCAAGGCCGGCAGCGGCUGCAUCAUCCGCGCCAUGACCGACCGCAAGGGCGUGUAA